Racocetra persica is the source of this 343-nucleotide messenger RNA. NCBI's taxonomy places the organism in Eukaryota, Fungi, Glomeromycota, Glomeromycetes, Diversisporales, Gigasporaceae. The record is from the annotation of a GenBank genome assembly.
AUGUCAAAUUCUAACCACAAUCAAGGCGACCAAAAUACCAAUUUCAUGAGCUCUGCCAGCAAGCAUACUCACAUAAAACGCAAAAAAAAUGAAAAAAAUUUCAUGAGUUCUGCCAGUAAGCAUACUCCAAUGAAACGUAAAAAAACUGAAAAAAAAGAUGAAAAAUUUUUGAAUAAAAAUAUGCUCACUCCUGAAAUUUGUAAAGAACGUUAUUCGCAAACAAAAUCUUCAAUUGUUGAUCCACAACCUUUUUACGAAAAUUUAACUGAUCCUAUGCAAGUGUUAUUUCCUAAGCAUCCUUUACCGUUAGAUGAAGCUAUUAAGAUGCUUGAAACGCUCAAAA